Molecule: messenger RNA, 8510 nt
Organism: Myodes glareolus (Bank vole)
Lineage: Eukaryota; Metazoa; Chordata; Mammalia; Rodentia; Cricetidae
Source: RefSeq, a predicted model, not a curated record
GCUUGCACCUGCAGCCUCCCCACAACCUGGUACCAUCCCAAGAGUCCCUCUCCCCUCACUCAGCAUCCUACGGGGCCCAUCCCAGAGAUGCAGCCUGAAAACCCUGGGCACUUUGUCAUCAACUGCUUCCCAGACAUGGACGCUCAGGCGCCUCCAGCUCUGGGAAUCCAUGUUCACCCCGCCUCCGGAACACUUCUUCACCUGCUGGUGGACUUUGGGGACGGUUGUGGAGCUGAGAUGAGACUGUGUCCAAUGACAGGUGCAGCUGCAGUGACUAGCUGCCACCGGUACAAGAAAGAAGGAGUCUACAAGCUCAGGGCUGUUGUCCAUGAUGUUCAUGGAGCUAAUGUGGAACUGGGGCCAUAUUAUGUGAACAUUGACCAUGAGAACGUGUCUGUAUUCAUGAACUCCAGCUCUAUCCACGAGGGUGAAGCCCUUUCCUUUGCCGACUCCCUCCCACAGCAGAAAGGCACAGUCGUGACCCAUUGCUUUUCAUCUGUGUCUUCAUACAAUGUGACCUUUGUUUCUCAGACCCCAGCGGGCAGCGGCCAGGCUUGGCUUGGUGUGACUGUCGGGUAUAAGAUGCAAUCUGUGUCCAUCUACUCCAACGGAACUGUGUUUGCUGCAGACACAGACAUCACAUUUGUGGCUGUUACCAAGGAAACGAUACCCCUGAAGUUUGUGUGGUACCACGUGACGGUCGAGGCCAUCAGCAGGAUCGGCAGCGUAGUCUCUGAGUCCCACCUCAUCAGGGUACAGAAGAGAAUAAUGGCCAAUCGGCUCACAUCCCCGGCCUCAGCCCUGGUAAAUACCAACGUGUCCUUUGAGUGCAGGCUCAACUUUGGCACGGAUGUAGCCUAUCUUUGGAACUUCGGAGAUGGUACCACCGAGGUGGGCAGCAGCUCCUCCAGCCACGUUUACAGCAGGGAGGGUGAGUUUACAGUUGAAGUCCUGGCCUUCAAUAACAUCAGCUCCGCCGUCCUAAGGAAGACGCUUUUCAUCGUGCACGAGCCUUGCCAGCCACCUCCAGUGAAGAACAUGGGGCCUAAGAAGGUGCAGAUAUGGCGGUCUCAGCCCCUGAGCCUGGCGGUGACUCUGGAAGCUGCCGUCCUCUGUAACAUGUCCCAAGGGCUUUCCUACACCUGGACCAUUGUGGAUGCUGAGGCGACUGCCGUCACCCUCCCUGCUGCCGUCAACACCCUCGGGCAGACCAUUGUGCUCCCUAGCUACACCCUGGAGUGUGGGAACUACACUGCCACAGCCAAGGUUCAGAUCAAGGGAAGUGUGGUGUAUAGCAACUACAGUGUUGGUGUGGACGUUCGAGCCAGGGCUCCUGUCAGCGUGAUCUCUGAAGGCACCCACGUCUUCAUCCCCAGGACCACCACGACCUCUGUCAUCCUCAGAGGCUUCCAGUCCUACGACCCUGACAACCCUGGGGCUGCUCUCAGGUAUCACUGGACUUGCACCGCAGCCAGCUCACCAAGGUGGCCCUGCUUUGAGGACUCUAAUCCAUACCAAGUAGACGCUCAGGCUCCUGCCAUUUCCUUCCCAGCAAAAUGGCUCAGUGGGUGCUGUGACCAGUUCCUUGUGACCCUGACAGUCUCCAGCAAUGGACAGAACUCUUCUCAGGCCUUGAUAUUCCUGUCCACCCGUUCAGACCCGGACUUCAGAUUCGUCCACAUCUCGUGGGUCAACUUUAGAGACAUCCGCGUAAACUGGAAUGAAGAGCUGUCUCUCCGAGCUGUGUGUGAAGACUGUGACGAUAUACCAGACCUCACUUAUUCCUGGGAUCUCUUCCUGGUCAACGCGACAGAAAAGAAUACCAUGGAAGUCCCCUUUUGCAGCACUGUGGGGCUGCUGGGCACUUCGGCAUCUGGGGCCAUUCUGAAGUUGUCUCAGUCAGACCUGCAGUCAAGCCGGAGAGGAUCCCUGGCACGACACUCACCAGAGACAUCACCCAUGCCCCCAAGCUGGACAACUCUUCAAAACCCGGGAAGCAUUUCCUCUGAGUCUACAGCAGGAGGACACCACAUUCUUGCAGCGGUGGGUCCCAUGGCAGGCUCCGGGGAGCCCAUGGAGGAUUCCAGCUCACUGAGUCCAGCACCAGAUUCCCUGGAUGAGGAAGCUUUGAUGAUGAGUGCCCCAGAGGGAAGCUGGCCUCCUAGCUCCUCCACUACCCUUGACGAUUUUGAAGCUUAUUACAGUGACAUCCAAGAAGACGUGCCGUCCUUCGGAAGACAGCCAGGGAUCGAUACCAACUUCCAGGAAUCAGGACCAGGCAUGAGUGCCGAGGAGAGUGCCAAUGAUGGGGACAACCUGCUGGGCCCUUUCCUCCACACAGGCAGGGCAAAGCCAGCUCUCAUGAUUGACUGGCCCAAGGCCCUGGUCAGCCAAGCUGUCUUCCACAGCUACACCUCCUCAGGUAUCAUGGGACCGGAGGUGACAAUAAGACCGUUCUCACUGAGCAGUGGCGAGAUGUAUGUCUUUCAGGCUUCUGUAGCUUCAAAGAAGGCCUUACUAGGCAAAGCUCAGCUCUACAUAACGGUCAAUCAAGUUCCACAGGACAUGUCCUGUCAGGUGCGACCCCACAGUGGUGUGGAGGCACAAACCAUCUUCAGUGUCUUCUGCAUGUCAGGGAAACCGGACUUCCAUUAUGAAUUUCGCUACCGGGUAGGAAACACUUCUCCACACACCCUGUACAGUGGACGAGAUACCCAGUACUACUUUUUAUUACCAGCUGGUGAGACCUCAGACAAUUACAAAGUCAUUGUUUCUACUGAGAUCACAGAUGGCCAAGGUUCCAAGGUGCAGCCAUGCAGUGUGGAAGUGACUGUGCUACCCCGUUACCAUGGAAAUGACUGUCCUGACAAGGACCUAUACGACUCCACCCUGGACACCCUGUCUUCUCUCCAGCUGUUGGGGAGUUACACGGAAGUCCGGAACUACAUCGCCAUGACCACGGUGAUUCUGAGCCGUUUGUAUGUGGAGAGCAGAAACACGUCUUCCUGUGGCCUAUGGUCACAGAUACAAGAUGUAUUGAUUUCUUCAGCAUGCAGAGUACCAUUUACAGACCAGGAAGUAAUGGUGGACUCUAUUCAUAUACUGAGAGACCUCAUAAGCUUCCCUAAUAAGUUGAGCUCAAUGAGUGCUGUGCACAUCCUCGAAUAUGCACAGAUGCUCCUGGCCCAAGGUCCGUUCUCCAGGAAGUUGCUGGUCAACAAAAACCUGGGAGGUGAGCUUAUCCUUCUCAUCUCUGGAGUCUGGGAAGCUGCCAAAGAAGACACGAGAAAUGAGGACUCUCUGCAGGAAGAAGGCAUGAGGAUCAUCUCUGACAUGUUACUAACCUGUCUCUCCUUGAGCCACCAGCCUCAGUUUCACAUAAGCACUGGGCAGAUGGAGUUCUUUACCCUUCUCCAUCACGGCUUUCAGAAGUCUAGUCAGAACCUGGGCUUCAUCUGGGUCCAUUUCCCUGGUGUCCUGGCCCUGCACAGUCCUGCUCAAGAGGCAUCCCAAAGCCCAUGCUACAUCAGCCAGCUCAUGCUCUUCAUGACCAGCCCUUACCCAGAGGGACAAGCGCCUGGACAGGUGGGCAGUGUGGUGAGCCCUAGACUCUACAGCUGCAAGAGCAGAAGCCCCAUUCUCAGAGGACGGCUGGAGACACCUGUGACCGUGGAGUUUGGGGAGGAAGACUACCUGCACCAGAGACAUCCAACCGUGUACACCUUGCUUCGGGAUGAGGUGAAUCUCCACCGGUUCACUGGGCUUUCUGAAAAACCCCAGGAAACCUUACAGAUAUGCAUCAAAUUCUUGAAGCCCAGAACAAGAGCCUUCCCCAUCAUGUUGCUAGUAAGAUUCUCCAAGAAGGCUACGCCUUCGGAUUUUCUUGUGAAGCAGGUGUACUUCUGGGACGAGCAGACUGUGCAAAUUUAUGUACCUGCUGUUCCGUGGAAAGGAGCCGAUGUGGGGUAUUUGUCCCUACUAGAUGCUGAUUAUAACAGGAGACCUCCAAACAAAUACCUUGCUGGGGCAGUAAACUACACAGUGCAUUUCCAGUGGAUCCAGUGUGUGUUUUGGGACAAGACAGAGUGGAGAUCCGAAGGUCCCUGUCCGCAGCCCGGAACUUCUCCUGAGAGAGUCAACUGUAGCUACCAUCGCCUGGCGCCUUUCUCUGUCCUCAGAAGAAAGCUGAAUGCCACUUUCGAAGUGAGCAGCAUUUCUGAGUUUCGGAGUGACCCGCAUAAUUUGCUUCCUGGGAUUUUCAGUGUGUUUCUCUUGGUUCUUUAUGGAAUUCUGGUGACUAAAAGCAGAUGUUUAGGUUGUCACAAGAAAAGGAAACCUGGCUGUAUUUUUCUGGAAGGAGACGCCACACCUGGCCACCAGCUGUAUGCAGUCAUCGUUGACACUGGCUUCCGGUCACCAGCCCAGUUUACAUCAAAGGUUUUCAUCGUUUUAUGUGGUGAAAAUGGACUCUCAGAAACCAAAGAACUCUGCUGCCCAGAGAUGUCCUUAUUUGGAAGGAAUUCCAGGCACACCUUUAUACUGAGCACCCCUAACCAGCUGGGCCCACUCCAGAAAAUCCGCCUGUGGCACGACAGUAGUGGACCGUCCCCAAACUGGUUCGUCAGCCACGUGAUGGUGAAGGAGCUACACUCAGGCCAAGGCUGGUUCUUCUCUGCCCAGUGCUGGCUGGCUGUGAGCCUACGCCGUGGCCGUGGGCAGCGAGAGCUCUUCUGCCUGCACCGUGGUCUUGGCUUCUGGAAGCUUUUCUAUGCCAAGUUCACGGAGUACCUGGAGGAUUUCCACAUUUGGCUCUCACUGUACAGCCAGCCUCCCUCCAGCAGCUACCUGCGCACACAGCGGCUUGCCGUGGCCCUCUGUCUCCUGUGUGUCUAUUCGUGCCUCACUGCCCUGGUCACUGUGGGAGUCCAUGAACAGCGCCCGCUGGAUGUGGGUCCCACUCUGGAAUCCUUCCGUCUGGGUCUCCUGUGCACCUUUCUGGCCUGCCCAGCUGCCCAGCUGUUGUCGCUGCUCUUCAGGUUCAGCAAGGAAGCUGCAGAGCAUCUUCCAGGUGCACCACAGUGGCCUCUAAGAGGAGUGAAGACAGAGGUACCUCAGGGCCCUGAUCACGAUGGGAGACCAGGUUUGAGGCAGCCAUCCCAGCAUCCUGUGUCCGACGUUCUCCCGGGGACUGACAGAGCUUGGAGGACGGCAGCCAAUAGCAGUGGGGUGACCUGUUCGCCCUUUCUUGCUCCGAGAGAGAAGAGCCGCCACUCUCCUCCCAGUUCACAUGCUCCCAGCGGUGGUUUUGAAGGGCUCAUGCCCCAGUGGUCAAGGGUCUGUCUGCGCUGGCCAAGCUCUGUGGUCUGGGCCAUUUGUGGGUUGGCGUCCCUGGCCUGUGGCUUGGGGACAGGAUUCCUAGGCUACAGGUUUGUGACAGAGCAGUGUAUGUGGUGGCUGCACCUGCUGCUUCUCUCUGUGGUCUGCUGUGUAUUUGUCACCCAGCCACUCAUGAUCUGUUUGGCAGCGCUGGCCUUUGCUUGGAAAAAGAAACAUGACAGCCAGUUUUUUACUGAGUCUUUACGUGAUGCAACCAAGGAUCUAGAUUUGGCAUUGGAAGAAUACUCCAGAACCCACCUUCCUCCGUCUCCCAACUCCCACAGUCCUGACAGUGCUGAGGAGGCCGAGAGGGUCUUGGCUGCGCGACGAGACCGCCACCUGCGCUGGGCUCAGGCACCAUCCAGGGCCAAGUUCAGAGUGACCAGGGAGAGACUGAGGAAAGAGAACCGGAUGCAGGCAGCACUGAGAGGCAUUUCCACGCACAGUCUCAUGCUGCUGCUGCUUUUGUUUAUAACGUAUGGGAGAGUCUGCCCAGGAGAAUAUUCUCUCAACCAAGCCAUCAGGAAGGGAUUUACAAGAAAUGCCAGACGCUCGUUUGGGGACCUGAACAGCACGGACGACUGGUGGGACUGGACUCUGAGCAUAUUGCUGGACGGGCUGCACCCAGAAGGACCCUCUGUUGGGUCCCGGGGGACUCAGCCUGGAGCUCUCGGAGGGCAGUGCCACCUCAUAGGCCCUGCGGUGAUCAAACAGCUCAUGGUUUCUUCUGGUACUGCAUGCGCGCUUCCCAGGCCAGUCUCAGAGCCCGCGGAAGAUGCACCACCUACACAGAGUCACGACCUUGACCUUGCGAACCUAAAAGUGACCCCUAGUGGUCCUGAGGCCUGUGGGGCGAUGAAGAAGAGCUCGGUGUACAGCCUAGGAAGAACAAGCCCUUGGGGAGGGCGGCUGGGCUUCUCUCCCUCACGGGGCACAGGUGAGGGUGGACACCAUCUUUUGGCUGCAGUUGCAUCUUUCCUGCAGGGACAAGGAGGGAAAGAGGGACAGUGGGCUCCUGGUGGGGACCCUAGCUCCCAGGAGGACUGCCUGUGCAGUAAUCAGAAGCCUGGGGAUCAUCUGUCCCCGGGAAGGCUUGCACUGGGUGUAUUGGGCACGGUGCCACAGUGGAAUUUUCCUGGGCUCCUAAGUCUUGUUUUCUGCCCUCCCUCUGAACCUGGGCUGUUUUCCAGGCAUGACAUCCACGCAGCCCUGACUGCUCUCAGGACCAGCAGGUGGGUGGAUCACAGCACCAGGGCCGUGUCUGUGCACUUCACUCUCUACAACCCUCCCACGCGCCUCUUCACCAGUGUGACCCUAGGUGCAGAGCUUCUCCCCACGGGAGGUCUUGUCCCCUCAUCCCUGGUCGAGUCAAUCAGCAUCUACGGUGACUCAGCCCCACGCUACCUUCUUAUGCUUUCUGAGCUGGCGUUCCUAGUCCUCAACGUGACCCACCUCUGUUUCCAGCUCUGGGGAAUGGCCACCAAGGGCGUCCUCAGCUACUGGAGAAAACCGAGACACUGGCUGGAGCUCUCUACGGUUGGAGUAGCCCUGGCCUACCAUGCGGCCUCUGGCCACCUCACUACCCUUGCCGAGAAUGUCACUGACCAGUUCCACAAAGGACUUCACCAGAUGUUUGUGGACCUAAGUCUGAUGGUGUCAUGGAAUCAGAGGGUAAGAUGGCUCCGGGGAAGCCUGCUGUUCCUCUGGAUGUUGAAAUGUGCUCACCUCCUCGGCCUCCUAAGCACCAGGGCAGCCUUCUCCGCAGUGACGCGUUCGUCUCUCUCCAGAGCCCUGGCACCCGCACUGUUAGGGGCCCUGUCGCUGGCUGCCUAUUCCCACUUGUGCCGGUUUCUGCUCUUCACUGGGACGCCACGACCCGGCACCUCUGCAGAUGCAUUUCCUGAGCUGCUGCUUCAGUUUCUGGGACGAAACCAAAUCUCUUGCAGUCUGCAAGAGUCUUGCAAUCUCUUGGAGUCUGGACGUCGAGCCGUGGCCCUGUUUCUGCUGGUGGCCGCUCUGUGUUUUGGAAUGCUGAGGGCUUCGCUCCUGACUUUUUUCCGAAAAAGAAAGUCUUCUCAAAGGAAAUCUCACGUGACACUUACAAAUGUGGCUCUUUAUGCGUGGCAUAAAGUCCUCACCACUCUGGGGCUGGAAACAACUCUGGAGGAGACUGAGGUGGCUACGGAUCAGAAUUAUUACCUGGAUGAAUUUUCAAGCCUAUUGGAUGAACUUCUGGUAAAGAUUGAUGGCUUGUCUGACAGCCUAGAACUCUCUAGCCUAGAAAAACAGUGGAGGGGGACAGUGGAGUCAAGAACGGCGGAGAGUCCUCUCGUUGGCAUUCCAGGGCACCAUGCUACUGCGACAAGAGAAUGACAGCAAAGACAAGACUAUCCUAGACAUCAGGUUUCUCCAGCUCCCAGCCAUCUUCUCCCCAGCUGUGUUUGCAAGGUGACCACUCCACCCAAGACGCCUGCUGAGCCCAGGCAGCUGCCAGCCAUCCUGAGCUGCUCACUGCUUGUGAGAUUCCAGCCUCACCGUGACCCUGAAACAUGUGUUUCCAUGCUACCAAGCUCUUGGGCAUGGGGAAGGAAGGCAGAACUUUGCAUUUGCGGAUCCUGUAAGCUGGAGUCAUCCUGGAAGCUUCAGAACCCUGAAUUCUAUGACAUCACUGUAAUGUGCAUAUAUCUGUAAGCAGUAUUUCCUCCACAGCCACAGGCAGGAUGUGUGGCGAGGACGAGCUAACCCAGACACAGACAAAAACUGCUUGAACUGUCAGCCACGUUCAGUGACGUCACGGUUGGGUGAGCAAAAACUUACUCCUUAACAGCACCAUAUGCACUUCCGUAUGUUUUUUUGCCAUGAAACACUCAGCAGUGUUUAGGCAGACUGUAUCCUAUAGAUACAUUGGCAUAGGACACUCAGCCAGCCAGUGGCUGCAGAGAAUGCUAUGUGUAUAUCACCAGCAUACACUGCCAUUGUGAUUUGACCUGAUGGGCGCUCUUGGAUAGAAUGUGUACCCCAUCUGCCUUGCUAGGAAAACACUGGCCAAGUGUCGGCUGUCAGCAAGGUCUAAUUCCCAUUCUUUCUGGAUGUCCAUUUUGCCAAUGAGCCCAAAAAUAAAUGGAAACAUUUGU